AACAAUUUAUCUGUGUGAUACAGCUGCAAAUAAGUAUUUGAACACCUGUCUAUCAGCUACAAUUCUGACCCUGAAAGACCUGUUAUUCUGCCGAUUAAAAGUCCAUAUCUUGAAUCAGAUGCACUUUUUUGAGGUCCAUAGCAGCAUAAAGACACCUGUCCACCCCACAAAAUCAGUAAAACUCAAACUUGUAACAUUGUCAAGACCAAAGAGCUGUCCAAAUACACUAGAGACCAAAAUUGUUCACCUCCACGGGGCUGGAAAGGGCUACGGAGCAAUUGCCAAGCACCUUGGUAAAAAAAGGUCCACUUUUGGAGCAAUCAAUAGAAAAUGUAAGAAGCUAAAUAUGACGGUCAAUCUCAAUCGGAGUGGAGCCCCAUGUAAGAUAUCACCUUGUGGGGUCUCAAUGAUCCUAAGAAAGGUGAGGAAUCAGCCCAGAACUACACGACAGGAGUUGGUCAAUGAUCUGAAAAGAGCUGGGACCACCGGUUACUACAGGUUACUGUUGGUAAUACACUAAGACGUCAUGGUUUGACAUCAUCCAUAGCACUGAAGGUUCCCCUGCUUAAACCAGCACAUGACAUGGCCCAUCUUAAGUUUGCCUAUGACCAUUUGGAUGAGGCAGAGGAGUCAUGGGAGCAGUUUUUGUGGUCAGAUGAGAGUAAAAUAGAACUUUUUGGUCAUAAUUCCACUAACUGUGUUUGGAGGAAGGAGAAUGAUGAGUACUAUCUCAAGAACACCAUCCCUACCGUGAAGCAUGGGGGUGGCCCCUGAAGCAUUUAGGGGCAGUUUUUCUGCGCAUAGGACAGGACAAGUGCACCGUAUUAAAGAGAGGAUGACUGGGGCCCUGUAUUGUGAAUUUUUGGAGAACAACCUCUAUCCUUCAGUCAGAGCAUUAAAGAUGGGUCGUGCCUGGGUCUUCCAUUAUGACAAUGACCCGAAGUACACAGUCAGGAAAACAAAGGAGUGGCUCCGUAAUAAGCAUAACAAGGUUCUAGCAUAGCCUAGCCGGUCUCCAGACCUAAACCCAAUAGAAAACCUUUGGACGGAGCUCAAACUCAGUGUUUUUCGGCGACAGCCCAGAACUCUAACUGAUGGUUGGGCCAAAAUCCCUCCUGCAGUGUGUGCAAACCUGGUGAAAAACUACAGGCAACGUUUGACCUCUGUUAUUGCAAACAAAGGCUACUGUACCAAAUAUUAACAUUCGUUUUCUCAGGUGUUCAAAUAGCUAUUUUUAGCUGUAUCAACACAAAUAAAUCGUUAAAAAAAUCAUACACUGGGAUUUCUGGAUUUUUCUUUUUAGAUUUUCUCUCUCACAGUGGACAUGCACCUACGAUGAAAAUUUCAGACCAGUGGGAGAACUUGCAAAAUAGCAGGGUGUUCAAAUUGUUAUUUUCUUCACUGUACGUACUUACUUACGCCUGUGGUCGGGUUUAUUACGACUCUACUACAGCUAGGAAAUGUUCUGUAUUUCACAGAUUAUCUGAAGGGGACUGUUGUCAAUUAUUUCUAAUAUAUUGGUCCACCAAAGCUGUCCUUUGUCCAGCAAAAAUCAGACAGCUGCAUGAAAGGGCAUAAGUGGUGUUUCAGUAUUGUUGGUAUCAGGAUAUCAAUGUACUGUAUAAGUUUUACCAAGUCAUGUGUGUUCUCGCUAAGGCUUCCAGAAGUGUUGCAUUGUGGGAUGCGAGCCACAAAGCAACAGAAGGAGGGGGGCAGCACCAAUGCCUGCUGGCCAGAUGAAAAAAAAUACAAAAUGGGGUAAGUUCACGCCGAACAAGAAACAAGACUCUUGCUUUAAGGAAACAAAGUCAUUUCAUACCAGAUGUAGUUAUAGUGAUCUCACAGCAUUAAGAAGAGUAACAAAUUUUGCAAGGAAGUGUCAGUGAUCUUUUUGUUGGAGUAAUUUUGAGCGGUUAGUCAAACUGGUAAGCUGGGGUUCAUUUUUCUAACUUUUCAAGGGGGUCACUUUUGCUCCCUUUGCAGGCAUGACGAGUGCAUGCAAUGCCAGACGUGAGGCCUUCACCGGCAUGUGACCACCACCCCUCCGCCCACACACCUGGUUGCCACCCUUCAGAGAUGGAACCUUGUGUCUCACACAUGCCCCCAUACGCCGCCCCGCUUUCUGCCUUCCCCCGGCACCGAGCCCCAGGCCACCAUCAGUGGUUCCCGCUUGCAUCCCGGUGUAACAGCAGCACCUUGCUGUCUAACUUAAGACACUGUCCUGGUCAAGCAGGCCCCGCAGGGACAGAGUCAAGGCCAGAUGUCCUCACAGGGGGGCGGCUGUACCGCAGUAUGGAGAACUUGAACUGGAACCCGGUACUAGAAUCAAGUCUGUGCUCGUCUAGUGAGUUUAUCUUGCGCUACACGGCUGCUAGUCACUGGUAUGACGGCCCACCAGAUGGGUCCAACCCGGAGAGUCUAGCGUAUUACCCUCAACACAGUCCCCGCAGGAAGGACGUACCCAUUUUUCCACAGUUGCUAUUUCCCAGCGGAGUGGAUGAAUGGGAUGCCAGAAAAGGUCUCAGGGAAAAGCUCCGCCUCCAGAGUGCAAGGUCGGCAGUAGAGCCUGUUAAGACCAUACCCCUGAGGACCACGGAAUCCGCCCCUGCAGAUCCGAACUUGGGGUGCCGGCGGGCUGGGGCGCGUCUCACUUGCCGUGAUGAGAUCAAACAGGAAGUUCUGAGGAAACUUCAAUUGCGGCGGCAGAACAGUAGCCCCAAUCUGGCUGUCCACGCAGCUCCAUGUAGCGCAAAAGUGCUACCAAUGUGCCGCACUUCAGCCCCCAUUUUGGGAGGUGACAGCGUCCACCGAAGUGUUCCCCUUGCACGUCUGUACAUCCCCACUUUUGAGGAGUUUAAAAAAAUGAGGAUGAAAGACCAGAAUCAGGUGUCCACUGCAGGGUCUGACGUCUCAGGUCCCCAAUGUCCCACCGCUGGGGACGGAAUAAAUUCUCCGAUCCGCAUUGGACCCUCUCCGAGGACCCCGCUGCAAUCUUCAAGCCAGGGAGGAUCUGGUGACAACGGGCGGCGCAGGAGGUCCAGCUUGGAACCGGUCGGGUCAGUUCCGUUCCUGCCCCGUAAAGACCGUGGUGGGCGGCCCUCCAGUUGCUGCCCAGCACUUCUUCUGGAGGGAACCGAUUUGUCCAGCUAUGGUGCAAAAUUCUACAAAAUGAAGGACGGACUCAUUGGAUCAGCUCUGGACCUCAUUAAGAAGAGCUGCAGUGCAGACAUCUCCUCCGAGGCCCCCGUCCGGCUGUCAGCUGAGCGGGACAGAGACGCCACCGCCACCCCCCGCCAACCCCCUGCCGCCGUCUCCAUGGCAACCGCGGCAGGAGCCGAGGCUGGCCACCAGACGCCCGCAGCAGCAGCAGAAGAAGAAGACGGCGAAGGCGAGGGAGCGGGAGAAUGCCUGCCGGGGGUCUGCCGGCGUUCCAGCUCAGACGCCACGUACGAGCGAUCGCAGGCAGCCGGCGAUUGUCGUCUGCGAGCGCGCCGUGUCGACCUCAUGCCGGCUAAUGAUGAGAUGAAGGCAAAGAUGGACGACGCAUCACAUGGACGAUAUCAUCGCAGGGAGAGGGACAGCGCUCCUGCAGCACUUCGCGGCCACUCGGAACCGCCGCGUGAUGAGCGUCCAGUAGGCUCUGAUGAACUAUUAAGCUCAGAACGGCGGCCAGGCCGCGGCCGGCGCCACCGUUGGAGCACCAUCAGCAGCCUGAGUGCCGACAGUGGCGUGGUGGGCCUCAGUGAGGAGGAUGACAACAAUGGCGAGCCCCGACGGCGGCGACGCGGUGCCGAAGUGGAGCGGGCCGACAGCGGGAUCGGACCUGGCCUUUCGCGAGCCUGGAAGCGACCCCCGUUGUGCGCAGACUGCGGUCGGCGGGACGAGGCGUCAGAUGGCCAGAGCGCAUGUGAACGUUGCGCCAAAUCACGGGCGGAGCGCAAAGAGGCUGUGCUGGAGUUCCUCAACACAGAAUGCAGCUACGGCGAGGACCUGAGGAUCAUCAAAGAGGAGUUUUACGAGCCCAUGCGAGGCGCCGGACUGCUUAGCGCCGAGCAGCUAGCAGUGGUGUUCGCUAACGUUCAGGAGCUCGGCGACGUCAACGAGAGGUUCACGGAACAUUUGCAGGACGCCAUCGAACACGCGUUGGACCGGGGUGACGAGGAUCUGCUAACAGUGUCAGUGGGAGAGAUCUUUCUAGAGUUCGUCAACAUGCUCCCGGCCUUCCAGACGUACUGCCUUCAGCAGUCGGCCUCCGUCAACAUGCUUAACGCGCUGGAGAAAGAGAAGGAACUGCUCAGGAUCUUCCUGGACGUGUCCCAGAACGACAACACUGCCCUGCGCCGCAUGAACCUGCGCUCGUUUCUCAUGGCGCCUUUGCAGCGUGUCACCAAGUAUCCGCUGCUCCUCAGCCGCCUGCUCAAAGUCACCCCUGAGAAGCACCCCGAAUUCGGGCGUCUCCGCGAAGCCAAGAGCCGCGUGGAGGCCCAUCUGGAGCAUAUCAACACUAAGACCAAACAGCAGGAUGGCAACGGCGUGGCCUCCUGGUCCCUGCGGUCUUUCCGCCGCGACAGCCGCAAGAGCCGGGAGCCGGUGGACGCCGAAAUGCGCGAGGCCUCCAUCAAAACGCUGGGCUGGACCCGGGAGGACGCCCGCUUCGUUAUGGAGGGCCCUCUGCAGCUCUCCCAGCCGGCUGACGGACAGUGGGUCAAGAAGGGGAGCAAGGCUCUCAAGUUCCAAAACGUCCAGAGUCUCCUCGUGGUCAGGACGCAGCCGUGCCAAGCAGGAGAAAGCGUCCAAGACGGAGUUUUGGUCCUCAUCAAGGACAAGAGCGGCGGAAAGUUCACCGUCAUGCGCGAACCCAUCCGCCUGGCCAACUGUGUGGUGUCCAUGGACCCUGAAUGCCAGGACACCUUCGAGGUUCUGGACAUCCGCCGUGAGGCCUUUGUCUUCCGGGCGGCCGACAAGUCCAGAACGCACAACUGGUUCAAUCAGAUGAAAAGGUACGCUCGCGACUUGGGUGCCUGGCGCAAGAGACGCAACGCUUUACCCAACAUCAUGAUUAACACUGCUCAGAGUCGGUCCUGAGAGAUGCCAUCCCGAGGCCUUUCCUGCCCAAAGUAGACUCAAAAACUGAAAUGUGAUGCCGAAACGACCCCGCCCCCCCCCCCAAAAAAGCCUCACCUUGAACCCUUGGACUAAAAACAAAGGGAAGAGCAAAUGACGUUUUGUUUACAAAGCUACGGGUGUACCAAGUUUUACAGCCACAAUGAAAAGACUAAAAUACACUGCGAAUAUUGUAGGAUUGGGAAGACAAAAUAGCCCGAAUCAUGAGAUUAAAUCCAUUGGGGGGGAAAAAAGUAUAAAUUAGUCCAGAAAAAGAUGUUUUUUGAUGAUUUAACUUUUGUAAAUAAUUCAGAAUGAAAAUACAUCGACUUUUACAGUUUUUUCUACACUAGAUUUUGUUUCAGAUUAAAAGAAUUGUUUUAAUAUAUUUUCUCAUCUAAAAUGAAACCAUCAGAUUUGAUCAUUAUUACUUUUUGGGACUAUUUAUUCAUAUACAGUAUAUCCAGAUUUAUGUGAUUUUUACCCCCCACCACCCCCACCCAAAAUAUAAAUUCAACGUUCUUUUAAAUAAUCACUUUUUUCCAAAAACUAAAUAAUGGCAGUGGAAGACUCAUACAACUGUACAUACAUACAGUGCAGCGAAUAAUACACACACAAUACAGCUGUACAUACAUACAGGGCAGCAAAUAAUACACAUACUAGGCAUGUGCCAGUAUGAGAUUGUGACAGUAUAAUAGCCUUAAGCCAAAAUACCGCGGUUUCACUGUAUAGGAAUUAUAGCUCUAUAAUGUGUUAAGAUGUAUGGGUUUAAAAAUAAAAAAACUGGACUUUUCACAACAUAUUUGUAAAUUGGAACAUGAAUAUGAUGUUAACCUAAACAACAUGAAAUGCCUUAUUUCAAAUAAAACUGAAAUACACUUAUCGACUAAACCCACAGCCACAGCUCAAGCUGCUCAACGAACACGAGAAAAAAAAACAAAAAAAACCUGGACUAAAAAAUAUACUGUGUGAUCAAACUGAUUUUAUGUAAAACACAUACCUUGGCAUGCUAACUAGCUACGUUAUCUGCCUCGUUAACAAGCUUACGUGGUACGGUCUGUGUUUUACCAUCGCGAGACACACUAAACACGCUGGAGGAAAACCAUGACCGGUGUUGUUAAUCAUACUAUAAAAAAUUAAUUAGUUACAAAUUACUUCUCCCAAAAAAUUGAGUUAGUAACUCAGUUACCUGACUGUAAGAGUAAUUAGUUACUUGGCAAAGUAAUUGGUGUUACUUUUCAUGUUUUUUUUCCCAUUCAAAAAAAACCAAAAAAACAUAGGUCACACUAUGUGAAGUUCAAAGGGUUUUUGGGACAAUUCGCCUUAACCCAAUUCUUUACCCUGACCUUAACUAGACACAGGGAUAUUGUGGAUAUUGCGACAACUAGAUAGUAACCUUUGCUAUGUUUGGAAGUCAUUUAAUGUUGUAAAUCAACCGUUAAGGUUGUUAAAAUUGCACCCGUUAUUGCAUUAGUUCUCUUGUCUACUUUUGACAUGUGAAAGUUUUAAAACUCUUUCAUCAUUUAAAGAUAGAUUCAAGUCAAGAUUUUGCUGAUUUAGGAGCAUUUUAGAUAUAAAGUUACUUAGGUUCGUUUGGAAGGUUCUCUACAACAGAGCCUUCCUGAGAAGUCUACUGCUUUAAGAUGGCGGCUGUUUACUAACGCCAGCGAGUGUAUCAUUUCGUAUCUACUCUUCUAUACAUUUGCUGAUGCUGCAGAGUGUCAUUUCACAUCUAGUUCCAAAUAUAUGUGAUAUCUAGCGUGGUAUCAUGUGGGUGUAGUUUGUAGGCUGUCGGCGACAGGUAUUAUUGGGGCCACCUAGCCUUGCAUCGCGUUUGUAACUGUGUCACAACUCUUCUCAUUGAACCAACGUAGUAACGCAUAGUAACGCACGCAUUUACAUCCUCAGUAAUGGUGUUGCGAGUUAAGUAAUUAGAUUACUUACUACUGAAAAAAUAUAUAUAUAUACCGUUAGUAACGCUGUUGUAAAAAAAGCUAAGACCAUUCUACUGUAUGGCAGAAAAUUUUUGUGGUUUUGAAAAUGACGUUUUCAUACCACGGUAAACCUUGAAACCAGUGACUGGCACAUGCCUAACACACACAUACACUAAAAGAAUCUUAAGUUUUGUAUUAACCCCGACUUGUCAUUUUAGCCAAUUUUCUAAAGCAAAGAAAUCUGACUUAUAUCUGAAAAUUUUUCUGGAAACAUGAAGUUUUCCGAUGUUAAUACCUGACGAAAAACUACAAUUUGUAAUCAAUUGCAAUUUCAGUCUGGUAAUAAAAAAUGUAUUUUUCUUUUCAGUGCGGCUGUAAAACUGCUUGACAAGUCACUAAAAUGUGCAGCUUUUGAAAAUAAUCAAAAACUUGGGACGACCAAAAAAAUCGUGCGUCAGCCAUGAUUGUGAAGACUUUGUUUUUCUGUCUGUUGAAGAAAAAUGUGACGAAAAGGUUUGUGCUCGAUGCAUUUUUGUGUCCCCCUUGUCCUCUUACCGUGUGUAUGGCGCCACCUAGUGCACUGCGGCGCACAAGUUCACUGCCACAGACACGUAAUCUCCCCUUUACAGCAAUAACCGGUGAAACGAGUCGACACUUUCUGUCCACGCAUUAUUAGGAAUCCCAUUUUUUCCUUCCCCCACAAUAGGCGAGCUAUGUUGUGCCAAUAAAAGACCCUUUCACAUCAGUGUAUCAGAAUCGUAACAGUAGACCUUAACUGCUUAUUCCUUGACAAUCGCACCAUGUUUUCACUGAUCAACUCAGCUUCAGUUCCAGUCACAAGCAAGGGUCUCAAUUGUAGCAUAACUUCUACCCCCCUCCUAUGUUCCCUUACAUUUGAUUAGCAAGUCUACACCCUGUGACAAAAAUUAUGGAAUUGCCAGUUUUGGGGCAUUUCUUGUUAACCAAUUGACUGCCAAUAACGUCACUAGACGCCCAAUCCGUUUCGACUAGAAGGGACGAAUGAUCAUCACAGUGAGGGCUAUCCUUCUCUUACAGAUCUAUUAAGACAUCGGAUACGCCACCCCAGCACAGAAUAGGCCUAGUUCAAAUGACACGGGCAAAGUUCUGUUCAGUGUCACGUUCAGAGUUCUGUUUAAAAUGUUCAAAAGUUUGUUCAACACAUUCACCCUUGCUCUUCAUUCUUUCAAGCUUUAUUAAGCAUAGACAAACAUUUUGGUAGCCACACGCAGUCGUGCAGAUGAGUGUGAGUUGACGUGCCUUUUUUAUUCAUUCGGAGUUUAACAAUUAGAGCCGUCAACUUUAUGUAAGGUAAGGCAAGGCAUGUAGUCCAUGCUGGGCAGAACGGCAGAGUGGUGGAUCGAGCCACAAUCAUCACUUUUUAAAGGGGUAUUUCGUGCAAGGGCGUAGAUUUGGUCUCAAUAUUGGUAGGGACGAUAUUACCAUAAUCCACAUAAUGCAAACAAUGAUCCAAAUAAGGGACAACUAGCUUAACUUCGUUGUUCCUUGUGGAGGCCGGCCUGACUGCAGUAGUUUUUACGGUUGGCAGGUUUAAUGUUAUGCUAACUCUGAUGCAGGUCGGACUUUCAGUAGCCAAAUUAGUAGUGUUUCCCCUACCUCCACUACAAUGCAAAAUAACGGAACGAAAAGAUGGAGAUAAAUCACAACGUGGACUUGCAUAAAAGUGGACGGCAUUCGACAGCUUCUAGAUAUUUAUAAAUGUUUCAAUUGUUUAUGGAACCCAUUUAGUGAUUCCACCAACCCCCCGUUUGGUCUUUAAAAAAACAUUAGUGAUUACCAAUCUUUUUUUUUUUUUUUUGCAUAUAUUUCCUAUAGUAUUUCCAAAUGCCAGUAGCUGUUUAAAAUGAGUUAUUGCAAUUCUAUUAUCUGCUUAUCUUUUUCAUAAUUCAACACGUAGGUAAACACUCUCCAAGAAUGGUGAUUUAAUCAUUUUUGCCAGGGGUUGUGUAUAAAAAGCCGGUUUAGGUGGCCAGUGUGAAAGGGACUUUUAUGCAGUGGACAUGUACCCAGUUAUGGUUUGAGCCCGCGUGCCUUGGCUCUCGUUUCAGCCUUCGGACAAGACUUAAAACUGUCUUCCCAUCGCCUCUGUUCGCCCCUCCAGGCAAUACCAGUCACGUCGUCAGCGGCGAGAGCUUUAUUUCGUUGAAAGCACUUUAUCCAGCGACUAGAACGGACAUCAAAGCGGAAUAUUUCCAUGCUGUUCGUGUAGCGGAUCACUGUGUACACCAACAUGACUGUGCUUUUUUUUGGCUGUAUUAUUUUUAUCCACUUGUAAAAUAUUGUCAAGCGUAUUAAAAUAUUUCAAACAGACUUUUUUUUUUUAAUCAAGACUACUAUGGCUUCAAAGGUUGUGUAUACAAAUAUAUUUACAUUUUGCACAAUGCAUGAUACAAAAGGCAACAAAUGAUUUCUGGAAAAUCAAACGGAAAAAAUACACAGUGCAAAAAUAUAACACGAGGUCCACUUCAGCGUAUUAGGGUCACACAGAAAAAAAAUUGAGGAGCAAAACCAUAAUUAAUUCGUAUUUCAACAUUACGAAGGCUGGCAGCAAAACAACAGUCGCUCAUUCGCAGCCAGCCCUACCAGUUCAAAUGGAUUGGAUCUCUACUAGUAAUUUAAAUACAGCAGGAGGAGGAAGUUGGGGGGAAAAAAAAAAAAAUCAUAGUUUUUACCUCACUUUUUACCUUCACCAAAAAAACAAAUGUGGCUUUUUUUCAACCCUAACUUUCAAGUGUGUCCCUAAUACUGCUUAGUACUAUCUUACUAAAAACUUGCUCAACAGACCAACAAAACCUUCAGAGGGUGCCAAACCACACCAACAUGACAACGGACGCUUUUCAAGUAGCCCAUAUGUGCUGCUUCACCGUAUCUAGAGUGAAAGGGGCUAACAUUCACACACCCCUCAAUCAGAACCGGCUUUUGGGACUUCCUGUCACUACUGGUCGCUCUUGGCAUCUUUGGCGAGUCCGCGAAUGGAGAGGUCGUAGACCACCUCCUCGAUCUUCUUGACGUCGUACUUGAGGCCGUCAUAGCGUUUGCGAAGGGGGUCGUUCUUGAGGUUGAGCAAACGGAAGCCUGAGUCCAACUCGUUGAUGAAGUUGGAGAUGCGCAGCGGGCGCUUGUAGUCGCCCGCCGUCACGCUGUUGACUGCCAAGCGUGACUUAGUGGGAGGCAGCGUAAAAAGGGUGACCCCCACAGGGACAGACAACAUAAGGCACACAAAAGUUUUUGUUCAGAUUAGUGAUUGCCAGCGAGGUACGAAUAUUGUUAGUAUGGGGCCUCCCUCUAGUGGAAGACCAAAAAAACAUAAGUACAGUUGAGUUGCAUGCCACUUUUUUAAACUAUACAGUAUUUGCGUCAAAUCCGUCAGAUUCUAUUCAAAAACAUGUUUGCAUAUUAUGUAUGACCUUUUCCUUUGUUACUUUAUUUUUUUGUGAAUUAUCUUUUUCUUCUCCCCAAUAAAAAAAAAUAAUCAUUUGAUUUAUGGAGCGCUUUUCGGGACACUCAGGCGCUUUAGAUUGCAUUAUU
Molecule: messenger RNA, 10604 nt
Organism: Corythoichthys intestinalis (scribbled pipefish)
Lineage: Eukaryota; Metazoa; Chordata; Actinopteri; Syngnathiformes; Syngnathidae
Gene: arhgef49
Exons: 6
Coding region: 2002-5085 (1027 amino acids)
Biological process (GO): positive regulation of Rho protein signal transduction
Molecular function (GO): guanyl-nucleotide exchange factor activity
Source: RefSeq, a predicted model, not a curated record